Messenger RNA from Nematolebias whitei (Rio pearlfish), 1239 nucleotides. It is a transcript of the gene skp2, whose product is annotated as S-phase kinase-associated protein 2, E3 ubiquitin protein ligase. The record is from RefSeq and is a predicted model, not a curated record. Gene Ontology annotation, cellular component: SCF ubiquitin ligase complex. The transcript is spliced from 10 exons. Gene Ontology annotation, biological process: SCF-dependent proteasomal ubiquitin-dependent protein catabolic process; positive regulation of protein ubiquitination. Lineage: Eukaryota; Metazoa; Chordata; Actinopteri; Cyprinodontiformes; Rivulidae. The coding region runs from base 1 to 1239 and encodes 412 amino acids. Gene Ontology annotation, molecular function: protein binding.
AUGUCUAAAGACAGCAGCGUGGUGCCCCUGCAGGACCUGUCCUGGACCAGCCUGAGGGGGGGCAGGAUCAGGACCAAACGCCGGUCCAGGGACCUCCUGGGUCCGGACUCCGAGUACACCCCAACAGAGUCCGUCCAGCGGCUCCCGCCUCCUCACAAAGUCCCGCUGCUGGUCAGCAGAGGCAAGGAGAACCAGUUUGUGCUGGCUCGGAGGUCCAGGAGGACCAGAGAGUCCACUUCAGGUGUCUCCUGGAACCAUCUACCUGAAGAACUGCUCCUCAGGAUCUACCUGUACCUGCCCCUCCAGGACCUGCUCAGGGUCUCUGGGGUCUGCAGGCGCUGGAACCGCUUGGCGUUUGACGAGUCUCUGUGGCACAGUGUGGACCUGGAGGGCCUGACCCACAUGGGCCUGGCUCUGCAGCAGGUUUUGAAGACCCGGGUCCGCAGGCUGCGCUGUCCUCGAGCGUUUGUUGAAGACCUGCAGUUCACAGGGUCCAGCCCGCUGCAGAUAGUCGAACUGGACCUGUCCAGUUCCGUCAUCCCGACCUGGGUUCUGCAGAACCUGCUGCGGUGCUGCAGACAGCUGCAGUACCUGAGCCUGGAGGGGCUGCAGCUGUCUGAUGACAUCAUCAGGUGCCUGUUGAAGAACCCGGGCCUGCUGCAGCUGAACCUGGGCGGCUGCUCCAACAUGUCCGCCGGUGCCGUGGGGGCCCUGCUCCGGUCUUGCUGGAGGUUGAAGCAGCUGAACAUGUCGUGGUGCAGCUUCAGCAGCGAGCACGUCCAGAACCUGGUCCAGAACCUGAGCUCCGCAGUGUCGGACCUGAACCUGAGCGGCUACAGAGACACUCUGACUCUGGACGACGUGAAGGUUCUGGUGGCCAGAUGUCCAAACAUCCAGACCCUAGACCUGAGUGACAGCACUCUGCUGACAGCUGACGUCCUCCCGGUCCUCCAGCAGCUGAAGGUUCUGGUCCAUUUGUCUCUGAGUCGGUGCUACCACCUCCACCUGGCUGCUCUUAGUGACCUGGGCAGGACGCUCCCAUCCCUCCGGUUCUUGGACGUCUUCGGUCUGGUCCAGGAGAACCAGCUGCCGGUUCUGAAAAAGGAGCUGUCCCUCAUCAACAUCAACUCCAGACCCUUCUCCUGCGUGGCCCGGCCCACUCCGGCCACCAGGACCGGCCUGCUCCAGCCAGACCGCAGCAUGUGGGACAGGACGUGCCGCCUCAGGGUCCGGUUCUGA